Helianthus annuus (common sunflower) is the source of this 1780-nucleotide messenger RNA. RefSeq lists its product as uncharacterized. The record is from RefSeq and is a predicted model, not a curated record. The transcript has 7 exons. Bases 318 to 1520 code for a protein of 400 amino acids. Lineage: Eukaryota; Viridiplantae; Streptophyta; Magnoliopsida; Asterales; Asteraceae.
GUGGUGGACGUGGGCGGGGAUUGGAGUCAGGUGGUGGACGUGGGAGGGCGUCGGAGUUCGGUGGUGGACGUGGGCGGGCGUCGGAGUCCGGUGGUGAACAUGGGAAGGCGUUAGACUCUAGUGGUGGACAUCAGCGGGGGUCGGAAUCUGGUGCUGGAUGUGGGUGGGCAUCAGACUCCAAUGUUGGAGGUGUGCGAGCAUCAGGAGCUAGUCAUGGUCAUGGAAGGGGCAAGGUUUUAGAGUUGAGUCCUGGGUUUAGUAGGACAUUAGGUCGAGGAUAUGCUGGGAGUAGUAGUCGUACUGGUAACGCUGAUCCCAUGGCUGACAUGCAGGGGGCAUUACGACGUCAACUGAGGGCAUUUCGACGUCAAAACGAGGACAUCCACCAUGAGGGUUAUGAGGGAUCCGAGCAUGGGUUUAACACAGUUAGAGAUCAUGCCGAGUCUGAUGAUGGUGGUGAUUAUCAUGAGGACACAAAUGAGACUCAACUUGCCUCUAAUGCUCAAAAUGCGCCUCAUGCAGCCGCGCCUCAUGAUCACCCUCAAAGACAAUUUAUCUUCCGGGUUGGGAAAAGGUUUGCGAACGGUAAAGUUCAUAGGGCGAUCAGAACUUUAUUUAACGAGUGUUUUGAUGGAGCUUGGGCAACAUACAGAGAAGUCCCUACGGAACUAGUCGACCGCAUGUUUGAUCGAUUUAGGACACGUUUUAAUUGGGAUCAAGCAAAUGAUGAAGCCAUUAGAGAAGGAUUCGAGAAUGUGCUAAAGCGUCGUUUCGCAGACAUAAUGUCGGAUUACCGAAAGGAAUCAGCAAAGAAGGCUAGGGUAGCUGGGUAUGAUUUCCCAGAUGAUAGGCUUGAUUUUGAAGCAAUGCGUAAAUUUCCUCCUCGCUUUGUGCACCUUGAUGUAUGGGAUGAGUUGUGCAUGGGUUGGAACACAGAGGCGUGGCGAAAGAAGUCUGAGAAAGGGAGAAAUAACCGUAAGAAAGUUGACAAUGACGAUGUGAUAUCUCGACAUACAGGGGGGUCUAGGGGCUAUGAUGAACACCGCAUCAUCUUGGAACGAGCAUUAGGCCGGCCACCCACAUUUAGGGAACUCUUCCUUGCAACCCAUCUUACCAAAGAGUCGAAGAAAGAUUUUUGGGAUGGAUUGUUUGAUGAAAGCUUGGAGGGGGAUGAGUUUUGUACAGCUAGAUCCAGAUUAGCAUAUGAGGCAUACGACAGAUCCAUGGUCGAGAAGUACGGGGAAGACGUCUUGCUACAUCCGGUCGGUGAUGCUGAUUUGUGGGAGCGUGCGCAGGGAAGGAGUGGAUUUGGGAUAGGAUCUUCGGAUCCACGUUUCAUCGUUAAUGGCACGCCAUCAUCAUCAUCUGGGUCUGCGUCCUAUGCUGACUUCCAGCGCUCACAAGAGCAGGUGCAAAACUUGCAAUCUCAAGUGGAUAUGUUGCAUAGCCGAGUUGAAGAGGCACAACAACAAGUGAGAGAAGAAAUGAGAGAAGAAAUGCAACGAUUGCCGAGCUAUUGAAACAAUUUGGUAAUCAAGGCAAUUCUCCAUCCUAGUCUAGGUUAAGUCUAUUGUCUUUUGUGGUUGAACUUCCAAUUUGACAAGCGUAUCAUAUUUUGUGGGGAACUUGUAAUUUGACAACGGUGUCGUAUUUUUGUGGAUAAUCUUGUAACUUGAUAACGGUGUCGUAUUUUGGGGAUAAUCUUGUAACUUGAUAACGGUGUCGUAUUUUGGGGAUAAUCUUGUAACUUGAUAACGGUGUUGAAUUUUGUUGUUGAAAU